CUUAUUAGUUGCACUUCAACAAACUCUCUCAGCACACUUCCCCACUCAGUAUCACUGGUACAUGGAAAUGGAACACCGGGUGGAAAUCCAGAAGAGAGGAGGGCAAAGCAGAGAAGACCUGAUCUCUGAACAAACGGGGUCUCUGGGAUGCAUCGGUUGGUUCAUUGUCGGCCUCUCUGGUUUCUUCACGCUUUGCCUCUUCCCCUUCACCAUCUGGUUCUGUCUGAAGAUCGUUCAGGAGUAUGAGCGCGCCGUCAUCUUCAGACUGGGCCGUAUCACAGACAGGAAGGCCAAAGGACCAGGAAUCUUCUUCGUUCUGCCGUGCACUGACUCUAUUGUAAAAGUUGAUCUGCGAACGGUUUCGUUUGACAUCCCACCACAGGAGAUCUUGACCAAGGACUCGGUGACGGUGUGUGUGGACGGAGUGGUGUACUUCCGGGUGAACGACCCCAUCGCCUCGGUGGCCAACGUGUCCAACGCUGACUCCUCCACUCGUCUGCUCGCACAAACCACUCUCAGGAAUGUUCUGGGGACCAAGAACCUGGCCGAGCUCCUGUCUGACCGUGAGGGCAUCGCUCACAGCAUGCAGUCCAGUCUGGAUGAAGCCACAGAUAACUGGGGCAUCAAGGUGGAGCGUGUGGAGAUUAAAGAUGUGAAGCUGCCCGUUCAGCUCCAGAGAGCCAUGGCUGCUGAAGCAGAGGCGUCUCGAGAGGCCAGAGCCAAGGUGAUUUCAGCAGAGGGUGAGAUGAACGCGUCUCGCGCCCUGAAGGAGGCGUCGCUGGUGAUCGCAGAAUCCCCGUCCGCCCUGCAGCUGCGGUACCUGCAGACGCUCAACACCAUUGCGGCGGAAAAGAACUCCACCAUCAUCUUCCCUCUGCCCAUGGAUAUCAUCAGUCACUUCAUGAGGAAGUGAUCGUUGACACGGAGUGCAGCACAUUUUAAAUUAGCCGUGGUGUAAUCUUAUGUAUAGGCAAAUGAAAAAUGUCAGAAUGUGAGUAAAUGCUGUCAUUACUCUGUGAAGUCAUCUCACAAACACCUGUAUGGUUUGUGUAGUUUGUGUAGUCAUGUUGGGACCAGGCCCCGCCUCCUCACUCAUGUGAUUUGUAGUAAAAAAGAGUGGUCAGUGUAGUUUACGUCUGGAUUUUGCAUGUUUCAGGAAGGAAACCUUUGACCUUUGCUAGAACACAUUUAUAUUUAAAUACAUUUAAUAUGAUUGUGUAAUGAAAUAUUGAAUGAACUGCUGCUACUGUUGUUGUUGUUGUUGGUGCCUUUUAAUUAUUUACAUUCAAUCACAUGUCAGUAGAUUAUAGAGUCAACAGCGUCUUGUUCAUGCUGUCAUAAUGUCAGAGUGAUCCUAAAUAUAAUAUAAUAAAUGAAUGGCAGAGAA
This is a messenger RNA of Solea solea (common sole), 1387 nucleotides long. It is a transcript of the gene stoml3b, whose product is annotated as stomatin (EPB72)-like 3b. The record is from RefSeq and is a predicted model, not a curated record. Bases 62 to 913 code for a protein of 283 amino acids. The transcript has 7 exons. Lineage: Eukaryota; Metazoa; Chordata; Actinopteri; Pleuronectiformes; Soleidae. Gene Ontology annotation, cellular component: plasma membrane.